Messenger RNA from Panicum virgatum (switchgrass), 1533 nucleotides. RefSeq names its product ATP-dependent Clp protease proteolytic subunit-like. Gene Ontology annotation, biological process: protein quality control for misfolded or incompletely synthesized proteins. Lineage: Eukaryota; Viridiplantae; Streptophyta; Magnoliopsida; Poales; Poaceae. The transcript is spliced from 2 exons. Gene Ontology annotation, molecular function: ATPase binding; serine-type endopeptidase activity; ATP-dependent peptidase activity. The record is from RefSeq and is a predicted model, not a curated record. Bases 163 to 1080 code for a protein of 305 amino acids. Gene Ontology annotation, cellular component: endopeptidase Clp complex.
CCUCACCUCGGCUCACCCUAUCCGUUUGACACUCUUCCACGCUUGCUAUAACUCCUCCGUCUCCGGGGCGUUCGCCUCCCCCAAUCCCCAACCCACGCCCACCGUCCCCGGCCACCGCCUCAGAUCCCCCGCCCCGCCCAGCCAGGUCCCUUGCCCGCGGCCAUGACGCCCUCCUCCGCGCUCGCCCUGGCCCACCUCGCUGCGGCCUCCCCGUUCCCGGCGGCCUCCUCGCCGCGGCCCUCGCCCAGGCCCGCCUCGCUCAGCCCGGGCCCGGGCCCUGCCGGGCUCGGGCCGCGCCGGCUCGUCGCGGCGCCGCCCCCGCGGGCCUUCUUCUCCUCGUCGCCCUACCAGCCGCCGCAGCCGGAGGGCUUCUCGCCGCACCGCGAGUACGGCCUCGUCCCCAUGGUCAUCGAGACCACCUCCCGCGGGGAGCGCGCCUACGACAUCUUCUCGCGCCUGCUCAAGGAGCGCAUCGUCUGCAUCCACGGCCCCAUCGCCGACGACACCGCCUCGCUCGUCGUCGCGCAGCUGCUCUUCCUCGAGUCCGAGAACCCGCUUAAGCCCGUCCACCUCUACAUCAACUCCCCGGGGGGCGUCGUCACCGCCGGGCUCGCCAUCUACGACACCAUGCAGUACAUCCGCUGCCCCGUCACCACGCUCUGCAUCGGCCAGGCCGCCUCCAUGGGCUCGCUCCUCCUCGCGGCCGGGGCGCCCGGUGAGAGGCGCGCCCUGCCCAACGCCAGGGUCAUGAUCCACCAGCCCUCCGGUGGCGCGCAGGGGCAGGCCACCGAUAUCGCCAUCCAGGCCAAGGAGAUCCUCAAGAUGCGAGACCGCCUCAACAAGAUCUACCAGAAGCACACGCGCCAGCCCAUCGAUAAGAUCGAGCAGUGCAUGGAGAGGGACCUCUUCAUGGACCCCGAGGAGGCGCGUGACUGGGGGCUCAUCGACGAGGUCAUCGAGAGCCGGCCCGCCUCGUUCAUGCCCGACGGACUCGGUGGAAACGGCCUCGAUGUGCCCAAUCUUGGCGGCGGCGGCGGCGGUGGACGGGGAAGGGAUGUCGAGGAGCCCUCUGCGGUGUGAAGAACGGCCACAAAGUUUCAUAGAGUCAGGUCGUAAACUCUGAUGCUCUGCGUGGCUCAGUCAAAAUAUGCAAAAAGGAACCCAGAGUUUGCAUCACUUCAUGCAAAGAGCAUUUUAAGUGCAAGGCUGGACAAAUGAACAAACCAGGUUCAAUUGUGGCCUAGUUCUUGCUUGUGCUAUACUGGAUUCUGAACACGGUGGUGAUUAAAAUCCGUAUGCAGUAGACUGCAUUGCAGUUGGAUGGCACCAGCUUCUUGUGGAAUUGUAAAAUUUGAACCUGUUGACACUAUUUCUACUCUACCACUUGUUGGUACUUCUGAUGGCAAGAACCAGUUUGUAUGCUCUGAUAUUGUUCUUGGUUCUGUUCAGGUGUGAUAAAACAAAACGUAUGUCUUGCUCAGAUUCAGUGGUAAAUUUCUGAGUAGACGUCCCAGCUUACCCGUUUGUAUGCUC